AUGGCAAUAAAGGCGGUUCAUUUAGAGAUCGUAAGUGAUUUGACUACUGACGGAUUCUUGGCGGCAUUACGACGUUUCAUCGCGCGGCGAGGUAUCCCAGAACACAUUUACUCAGACAAUGGGACCAAUUUUAAAGGUGCAAACAAUCACUUAAAAGAAUUAUAUGUUCUCUUAAACUCUGACGAACACAGAGAUCGGACAAAUCGAUUCUCUGUUGAACAUCGUAUUAUAUGGCAUUUUAUACCCCCCUCCGCUCCACAUUUCGGUGGACUUUGGGAGUCCACUGUGAAAUUGUUUAAACACCACUUCAAACGAGUCGUUGGAGAACUUUUAUUCACGUUUGAGGAGCUUAACACGUUCGCGAUAGAAGUCGAAGGAAUAUUGAAUUCCAGGCCUAUUUUGUACAUCUCUUCCGACCCCAAUGAUCCUUUGGUCCUCACACCUGCACAUUGCUUAAUCGGUCAACCAUUGAUUAAUAUGCCGGAACCUGAUCUCUCGUCUGUCCCAGCGAAUCGCCUCUCGACUUGGCAACAUAUCACCAAGGUGCGACAAGACUUCUGGGCACGAUGGAGCCUGGAAUACCUUAAUGAGCUCCAAGUUCGUCGUAAAUGGAUCAAGGACGGGCAAAAAAUCAGCGUCGGAUCGAUCGUACUCCUCAAAGAGAGAGGCCUCCCUUGUAUGCAGUGGGCACUAGGCAAGAUCGAUGAAGUCCAUCCAGGACCAGACGGAAUCAUACGUACCGUCACCAUAAAAACGGCGACUGGCAUAUUCAAACGAGCCGUGAAGAAUGUAUGCCCGCUUCCUGACGAGCAGUGA
Messenger RNA from Ooceraea biroi (clonal raider ant), 816 nucleotides. RefSeq lists its product as uncharacterized. The record is from RefSeq and is a predicted model, not a curated record. NCBI's taxonomy places the organism in Eukaryota, Metazoa, Arthropoda, Insecta, Hymenoptera, Formicidae. Gene Ontology annotation, biological process: DNA integration. Gene Ontology annotation, molecular function: nucleic acid binding.